ACCCCCCGGCAGGCGGGGGUCAGGGAGGGUGUGGAGGGAUGAGUGAGGAAUGAGUGAGGCUUGGUGAGUCACGGACCCUGGGAGGCAGGGAGGGGGAAGGAGGAUUGUGUCGUAUGUUCACCUGUCACCGUCACACGCAGAGGCCACUGCCGUGAGUCACGGAGAGCAGCUACACCGGCCACCCGCGGGCACACGUGGGCUCUCCCACGCACCACUACUCCCUCUUCUGCACGCAUUUCCUCUCUUUCCUCAGUUUCCCCUUCCCGGAGGUCCUUUCGCCUUCACACCACAGCAACGGCCACACACUUAGUCACUCGGGUUGCCAGUAAAGUCACUCCCAGAUGUAGCCCACAUUCCUGAGAACAGAGAAUCUCUCCCUGCUCUCUAGCUGCCCACCCAGUCCUGGACCGAAGUCUCAGCCUUUUGUGGAAAGUAGCCGUCUGUCCUCAGCUGCUGGAACCCCUUACACCCCACCAUGUCUGGGCCACUGAAGAGGAAGUUUGACCAGCUGGAAGAGGACGACUCCAGCUCCUCCUCCUUGUCCUCUGGCAGUCUAUCUAUCAACUCUUCCCCCGCCUCUUCUGCCUCCCCUGCCUGGAACUCUGAUGAGGAGGGACCAGGUGGUCAGGCACCCCAUGGUCAGAACGCCUGUGGCCUCCAGAGUUUCACUCCCCCAUCCAUCCUGAAGCGGGCCCCUCGGAAGCGUCCACGUCGAGUGGCCUUUGAUGGCAUCACCGUCUACUAUUUCCCACGGUGCCAGGGAUUCACCAGUGUGCCCAGCCGUGGUGGCUGUACCCUGGGCAUGGCUUCUCGUCAUAGCACCUGCCGCCUUUUCUCCUUAGCUGAGUUUACACAGGAGCAGGUUGGGGCUCGGUGUGAGAAGCUCCGACGGUGUUUAAAGGAGGAGAAGCUGAAGAUGCUGAAGCAGAAGCCUUCAGUGCCUGGAGUCCCGGAGACACCGGCAGGCGUGCCUCUCCCAGUCGAUGCCAUCGAUGCCUCUGUAGAGGAGGACUUGGCAGUGGCCGUGGCAAGUGGCCAUCUGGAGGAAGCGAAUUUCCUACAGCCCCAUCCACCUCGGCAGCGAAGGGCCCUGCUUCGGGCUUCCGGUGUUCGAAGAAUUGACCGAGAGGAGAAGCGGGAGCUGCAGGCGCUGCGCCAAUCCCGGGAGGAUUGUGGUUGUCACUGUGAUGGCAUCUGUGAUCCUGAGACCUGCAGUUGCAGCCUGGCUGGCAUUAAGUGCCAGAUGGAUCACACGUCCUUCCCCUGUGGCUGCUGCAGCGAGGGCUGUGAGAACCCCAAUGGUCGAGUGGAAUUCAAUCAGAAAAGAGUGAAGACGCACUUCAGGCACACGAUCACCCGCCUGCAGAUGGAACAGGGUGCCAAGAGCUUGGGGGACCAGGAGUCCCCCGUGGAGGACACUCCUGUUGAACAAACGCUGCUUUCUCCCUUACCGCCUCCCAAGCCCCCUGUGAGCAGUGAGCUGGAAGACAACAGCUGCAGCAGCAACACGACAGACUCUUCCACGACCUCAUUCUCUGGCAGCAGCGAGCCUCCAAGCCACCUUGCCCACCCCAGCCUGCCAGGUCCCACCUUCCGGUCUGGCGUAGAUGAAGACAGCCUGGAACAGAUCCUGAAUUUCAGUGACUCAAACCUCGGAGUUGAGGAGGAGGGAGGGGGUGUGGGCAACUUGGAUAACUUCAGCUGUUUUCAUCUGGCUGACAUCUUUGGGAUCGGUGACCCCGGCAGCCUGGCCAGCUGGACUCACAGCCAGUCUGGCUCUAGCCUCCCAUCGGGCAUCCUAGAUGAGAAUGCCAACCUGGACGCCAGCUGCUUCCUAAACAGCGGACUUGAAGGGUUGAGAGAAGGCAGUUCUGGGUCCCCUGAGGGGCAGGCCGUCCAGGGCAGCUCCCUGGACGUCAGCUUAUCCUCCUGUGACUCCUUCGAGCUUCUCCAGGCCCUGCCAGAUUACAGUCUGGGACCUCACUAUACUUCCCGAAGGGCAUGUGGCAGCCUGGACAGCCUUGAGACCCUCCACCCUCUGCCCAGCUUCUCUCCACCAAGGGAUGCCAACACUUGCUUCCUGGAGACUUUCAUGAGCCUGUCUGAGCCGGUUACAGAUAUCCUGGCACCCCUUCUGGAGAGCCAGUUUGAGGACACUGCUUUGGCACCUUUAGUGGAGCCUGUGCCAGUGUAAGGAUUAAAGUGCCUUUUUCCCCACCCCGA
Mastomys coucha (southern multimammate mouse) is the source of this 2223-nucleotide messenger RNA. RefSeq names its product cysteine and serine rich nuclear protein 1 (gene Csrnp1). Gene Ontology annotation, biological process: regulation of transcription by RNA polymerase II. The transcript has 5 exons. Lineage: Eukaryota; Metazoa; Chordata; Mammalia; Rodentia; Muridae. Gene Ontology annotation, molecular function: sequence-specific DNA binding; DNA-binding transcription factor activity, RNA polymerase II-specific. Bases 476 to 2194 code for a protein of 572 amino acids. The record is from RefSeq and is a predicted model, not a curated record. Gene Ontology annotation, cellular component: nucleus.